Molecule: messenger RNA, 1392 nt
Organism: Odobenus rosmarus divergens (Pacific walrus)
Lineage: Eukaryota; Metazoa; Chordata; Mammalia; Carnivora; Odobenidae
Gene: ZNF213
Product: zinc finger protein 213
Exons: 5
Coding region: 1-1392 (463 amino acids)
Biological process (GO): regulation of transcription by RNA polymerase II
Molecular function (GO): DNA-binding transcription factor activity, RNA polymerase II-specific; RNA polymerase II cis-regulatory region sequence-specific DNA binding
Source: RefSeq, a predicted model, not a curated record
AUGGCAGCACCCCUGGAGCCUCAGGAUGAGGCCCCUGGGGAGGGAGAAGGGCUGCUGAUUGUGAAGGUGGAAGAUUCCUCCUGGGAGCAGGACUCUGCCCAGCAAGAAGACAACAGGGAUUCUGAGGUCUGUCGCCAGCGCUUUCGACAUUUUUGCUAUAGGGAUGUGGGCGGGCCCCAUGAGGCCUUCAGUCAGCUCUGGGAGCUCUGCUGCCGCUGGCUUCGGCCGGAGCUGCACACCAAGGAGCAGAUCCUGGAGCUGCUGGUGCUGGAGCAGUUCCUGAGUGUGCUGCCCGGAGGCGUCCAGGACUGGGUUCGAGAGCGGUGUCCAGGGAGUGGCGAGGAGGCCGUUGCCUUGGUGGAGGUCCUGCAGAAACAGCCAGUGACAGCAUGGCCACAGGAAGUGCCCUCAGAGGACGUGGAACCUGAAGCUACAGUCCAGGGACCCCAGGCCAAGGGGCUUCCCAUGAAGGUGGGGGCACGAAGCUGGCCACCUGUACCUUGGGAGCAGCACAGCCAUGGUGCCCAGCUUCCUGCUCUUAAAGAAGGGAGUACCAGAGAGACAACCGGUACCUGCUUUGCCUCUGAGGUCCAUGGACCUUUGACAUUUGGAGACAUUCCCUUCUAUUUCUCCCGGGAAGAAUGGGGGUCUCUGGACCCUGCUCAGAGGGAACUCUUUUGGGACAUAAAGCGAGAGAACUCCCGGAAUGUUGCCCUGGGUGCGGGGCUUCAGAGCCAAAGCCAGCGAUCCGGGCUGGAGGAGGCGGUGACGGCGCUGCCGGGCCAGGCCGGCGGUGGCGGCGGGCGCGGCGACGUGACUGUGUCCUGGAGCCCUGAGGAGCCCGAGGCCUGGGACGGCGAGGCCCGGCCGGGGGCGCCCGUGGGCCGCGCGGUGGGGGCGCGGAGGGGGCGGCCGCCAGCGCGCCGGCGGCCGCUGCGGGACCUGGCGGCGGAGAAGCCGCACAGCUGCGGCCAGUGCGGCAAGCGCUUCCGCUGGGGCUCGGACCUGGCGCGCCACCAGCGCACGCACACGGGCGAGAAGCCGCACAAGUGCCAGGCGUGCGAGAAGAGCUUCCGCAGCUCGUCGGACCUGCUGCGCCACCAGGGCGUGCACACGGGCCAGAAGCCCUUCUCCUGCUCCCAGUGCGGCAAGAGCUUCAGCCGCAGCGCCUACCUGGCCGACCAUCAGCGCAUCCACACGGGCGAGAAGCCCUUCGGCUGCAGCGAGUGCGGCAAGAGCUUCUCGCUGCGCUCCUACCUGCUGGACCACCGGCGCGUGCACACGGGCGAGCGGCCCUUCGGCUGCGGCGAGUGCGACAAGAGCUUCAAGCAGCGCGCCCACCUCAUCGCCCACCAGAGCCUGCACGCCAAGAUGGCCCAGCCUGUGGGCUGA